Brenthis ino (lesser marbled fritillary) is the source of this 3618-nucleotide messenger RNA. The record is from the annotation of a GenBank genome assembly. NCBI's taxonomy places the organism in Eukaryota, Metazoa, Arthropoda, Insecta, Lepidoptera, Nymphalidae.
AUGGUUCUGAGCCUGAAAACCGUAAUAGAACCUUAUAAAACUGUAAUAGAGCCUUCAUUCUUAGAAAGAAAACCCAAUCAACUUAUUUGUGUUAGAAGUACAAUGGAUAACAGAGUGAUUGCACAAUGGCAACUACAAGUUCUCUCACUGAUACCAGAAUUCAAUUUGGAUGGCAACAGCAGUUUGAAAUCCAACGGCAGUGCCAAAGAUCUGGCCACUGUCAUGGAGAACCUAAAAAAGAACAGUCUCUCCCGUCAGAACCAGACCCUUAACACACAAGUCACAAGCUCAUUAAAACAACAGAUGGUGUCCAGCACAACUUCCAGCAGCGCGGUGACGAGUCAGAGGGUGCAAAGCUCGUCACAGCGCGCAAGCUCUAUGAAGUCUGACCUCAGCGAACUUAAAAGCUCUAUUUCUGAAAUGAAAACGCUCAGCAAUUCCGCCGCCUUGAAUUUUGGACAAAGAUUGAAGAGUUCGAUGGAGAAUAUUGUAGACCAAGACGAUAUGAAAGAACGACAUAUUCCGGACAUCAGAGACUUAAGCGAUAUGGGUGAUAUAGGUGACAUGAGUGAUAUGACCGAUUUAGCUGGAGACGGGCCUCUAGUGACGUUUCCCGAAUCAGAUACGCCGCCACCUGAUAAACAGUGUAUACUUGCUAGUAAUUCCAGUGCCGUGGGAUCAAAUGCCGCAAAUGAGUUAAAGUAUAGUGCCGCCCGAAUGACAUCUGCUAGCUCUACUCGCGUGGUCACUGAUGGCUAUAGUGCCUCUAAGUCCGAAGCAAACAGCACAAGGAUGCGACGCUUGCAACACGGGGAUAUGCAAUAUGCAGAGCGUAGUGCCGCUGGAGCAUCACACAGAUUAUUACAGGCGGAGGGCUUGACAGCAGAACAAAAUGCUGCAUAUCACCAAGAAAAACGUUCGUUGCAAGCUGGAGAAGUGACAGCGCAGGAAGCUAACAACAUGUCUGCGUCUAGUUCUCGAUUACAAACAGAAGCGUUUAGUGCAGAAAAGAAGGCUAUGGCAUCAUCACAGGCCAGACAAACAGUUACUUCAAGCGGAAUGUUUAGUCAUAAGGAACAGACUAGUGUUGCGCAUUCUAACAUGACUAUUUCGAGCAAAAAUCUCACUAAAUCAACUUUAUUGCAAUCUCAGAUGAGUCAACUGCUAAACGGAACAGUUAAACCUGGCGAUGAAGAUUUAUCAAACCUCACGUUUGAAGAUUUAGACAAGUUAGAUGCGAAAUCAAAUCAAAAGGAUGUUGAUCUAGCUAUUCAAAAAUAUUCUCACAGAAUGAACGCAUUUAUUACAGCAAUAAAAAAUAACCAAAUUGAUUUGAGAAAUGCAUGUGGACAUUUUAACAAAUUAAAUGAAAUGUUGAGGAGAGCAUGGGCGGUGCCAACAUACGGACACGAAUUGGGUUACUCUCUAUGUAAUACGCUACGAACUUCUGGUGGUUUAGAUAUAUUAAUGGAUAACUGCUUAGAAUCAAAUAACCCAGAUUUACAGUUCUCUUCAGCGAAACUACUCGAGCAAUGCCUUACAACUGAAAAUAGAGCACAUGUUGUAGAAAAUGGGCUAGAGAAAGUUGUUAAUGUAGCUUGCGUAUGUACAAAACACUCGAGUUCCGUUGACCAUGCAAGAAUAGGUACUGGAAUAUUGGAACACUUGUUUAAACACAGUGAAGGCACAUGUAGUGACGUGAUAAAGCUAGGAGGCUUAGAUGCAAUUUUAUUCGAAUGCAGAAAAAAUGACGUUGAAACUCUUCGACAUUGUGCCACAGCGCUGGCUAACCUUUCACUGUAUGGCGGUGCUGAAAACCAGGAAGCUAUGGUAAAAAGAUCAGUACAGAUGUGGUUAUUCCCUCUCGCAUUUCAUAACGAUGACAAUAUCAAAUACUAUGCUUGUUUAGCUAUCGCAGUUUUAGUUGCUAACAAAGAAAUAGAAGCUGCGGUAUUGAAAUCUGGUACACUGGACUUGGUAGAACCGUUUGUAACCUCACAUAACCCGUCCGAGUUCGCGCGUUCUAAUUUAGCGCAUGCUCAUGGCCAGAGUAAAAACUGGUUACAAAGGCUAGUACCAGUAUUGAGUUCAAAAAGGGAAGAAGCUAGGAACUUAGCUGCAUUCCAUUUCUGUAUGGAGGCGGGAAUUAAAAAACAACAGGGCAAUACAGAAAUAUUUAGAGAGAUAGGUGCAAUAGAUUCAUUGAAAAAAGUAGCUAGCUGUCCGAAUGCUGUAGCCUCUAAAUACGCCGCGCAAGCUUUAAGGCUUAUAGGAGAGGAAGUUCCACACAAACUGUCCCAACAAGUUCCUCUUUGGUCAAUAGAAGAUGUACGUGAAUGGGUGAAACAAAUAGGUUUUUCAGAAUAUGCAAAUAACUUUUAUGAGAGUAGGGUAGAUGGUGAUUUAUUGCUCCAAAUUUCUGAAGACAACCUCAAAGAGGACAUUGGUUUACAUAAUGGAAUCAAACGCAAAAGAUUCACCAGGGAACUCCAACAAUUAAAAAAAAUGGCGGACUACAGUUCACGAGACACGGGCAGUCUAAAUGAGUUUUUACAGGGCAUUGGUCCAGAGUACACUAUUUAUACGUAUUCAAUGUUAAAUGCCGGCGUGGACAAAGAAUCUAUUCGAGGAUUGAGUGACGAGCAACUGGAAGUUGAAUGCAGGAUUGUUAAUAGUAUACAUAGGCUACGGAUAUUAAACGCUAUACGAGCAUACGAAAGCAAUCUGCUAAGUAAGGGUGAUGAAAGUUUGGAAAAAAAUUUAGACGUGUUUGUCAGUUAUCGAAGAUCGAAUGGUUCUCAAUUGGCAAGUCUGCUUAAAGUCCACCUACAAGUACGAGGAUUCACAGUGUUUAUUGAUGUAGAGCGAUUAGAAGCUGGCAAAUUUGAUAACAAUCUUCUCAGGAGUAUACGACAAGCUAAACAUUUUCUGUUAGUACUUACGCCUAACGCCCUUGAGAGGUGUAAACACGACAAUGAACAAAAAGACUGGGUUCAUCGGGAGAUAGUAGCAGCGUUGCAAUCACAGUGCAAUAUUGUACCAAUUAUCGACAAUUUUGAAUGGCCAGAUCCAGAGGAAUUGCCUGAGGACAUGCGAGCAGUUUGUCACUUUAACGGUGUACGGUGGAUACAUGAUUACCAGGAUGCUUGUGUAGAAAAACUUGAAAGUUUUAUUCGUGGUAAAUCGAACCUGCCUAAUAGAAUGGAUGGUCCAUUGAGGAGUCGCGACGUACAGACACCCAGUACAGCAACAAUUGGUCGGGAACCGUUACACACUCUGCCACCUGUUAGGCCACGACGAAGUCGUCAAUCGUCGGUAGAAAAAGCUUUAGCAAACUCACAAAGCUGUGAACAGCUAUCCAAUAGUAAUAGUGCGUCAAAAUCAAAUUCACCUGUGAAAACUUUAUACAGUCUUCCUGAAAGAUUAUCAGAAAGUGAUAACGUAGACUGUAAAGAAGUUCAUACAUUAGAGGGCCGGCAUAUUUGUCCCACUUGCAAAAGCUCUACAGAAUCGUGCGAACACACCGAAAUAUCGCUAUCCGCGCCUUUAGAUGUUACUACACAAACCAAGAGGAAAAAGAAUUUCAUGGACAGAUGUGUGAAUAAAGUGAGACUUUGC